GGCUUCUUUCUGAGCACCUGCACAAGUCUAUGUCUUUAGGUUUAAUAGCAUCCUGUCGCUUGGUUUUUCACGUCUUUCAGAGAGGAAAAGAAUCAUUUGCUGCUUUUCCUUCUCUUCGAAUUAUUAAUGUUCUGAGGCAUGUCUUGCACCAAGAAGAUCAUGCUCUGCUUCUGAAGUCCUAGUCCUGCAUCAUAUCUUUCAUUUUCAACCUCUUACGGCCUGCACUUUAUGAGGGAUCUUGAGUCUUUUGAUAGAUUCUCCACUUCAUACAGUAGAACUGAUCGCAAUCGAGAAAAUGAUCUGUCACAUGAUACAUUUUCUCGAAAUCGGAAUCUUGUCAAGCGAAUCAGUUCCAUAAAGAUCAUCCAAAAGUAAUACCAACGAAGUUCCGGGGAUUAUUAUGGUUACGCACGAAUCACCGCCGAAUCCGAUGCCAACCGCUUGGUGCCGAUUCAUUCCAUGUGAGAGCCGAUUCGAAGGCCCAGAUUUGAGUUCUUAUGGUUCUGGUUUACGAAACAACACCACAUUCUUUGAGCCCAUCGGUGCAGUACCAAGCAUCCAGUAUCUUGGGGAAAGAAUGCCAAGAUCAAUAAACCUUGUUCACAGUCCUGUAACAGCAGCUGAAUCCCAUAUCACCCACACCAGGCAUUUGAUGGAUCUUCUUGAAGCAGCGAAUGUGCCUAACGACCAAGCCCACAGCCUCACGCUCUCUCUCAAAUCUCCGUUGCUUGAACCUAAUACUGUCCAAUUCGGGCAUAGGCCCUUGAGCGGUGCAGAUUUCUACAGUUCAAGCUAUGUUGUCCCAGGGGAAUCAAGAGAAGCUUGCGAUGCAAGCAAUGACUCUGAGUUUGCUUCGUCCUUGGCUCCUCGGAACAGGCAGUGCCUCACUUCUUACCGGCCCGAUCUGGUUCCUUCCAAUGUUGGGAAUUCAAGAUACUUGAAGCCAGCUCAGUCCCUUUUGGAAGAAGUUGUUGGCAUCUGUGGGAGUGAUAGCGAGCUUGCCAAUGAGAAGUACUUGAGGAAGUUAUAUGGAGGAGCAGGAAGAAAAGCAGCUCUAGGGCUGGUUUCUGAAUUGAAGGAAGAAUUAGGCAAUAAUGGUCUCUCUGCAGAGAAACAUGAACUUCAAGCUAAACUUGCUAAGCUCGUUUCGUUACUGGAAGAGGUCGAAGAGAGAUUCACGAAAUACUACUUCCACAUGGAGGAGGUGGUAUUGUCGUUCGAAUCGGUGGCGGGUUUGGGAGCGGCAAAAUCCUACACUGCACUGGCCCUCCAAGCGAUGACUAGGCAUUUCUGCAAUUCGAGGGAUGCAAUAGUAUCUCAGAUUAAGAUCACAAGGAGAAAACUAUUUGACGAUUCUUCGAGAAUUAUCUCUGGACUUUCGCGGCUGAGCCUGUUCGAUCGAGAAUGUAGGCAAAAGCAGAGGAUUUCUCUCCAACAGCUUGGAUUGAUCCACAGUCAGAGGCAAGCUUGGAGGCCCAUCAGAGGGUUGCCAGAGACUUCUCUGGUGAUCCUUCGCUCGUGGCUCUUCGAACACUUCCUCCAUCCCUAUCCAAAUGACUCCGAAAAGCUUAUGUUGGCAUCACAAACAGGCCUCACCAAGAAUCAGGUUUCAAACUGGUUCAUUAAUGCCCGGGUUCGGUUGUGGAAGCCCAUGAUCGAGGAGAUGUACAAGGAGGAAUUUGCAGAUUCAUCGGAGGACUCGAAUCUUUUGAUCAGAGGUUCCAUAACCGACGAGGAUUCAACCAACCUCGAAGACGAAUGAAUUGAGAAUGGUAAUAGGAAACCGAAUUCCACGAGUAGAAAUCUGCUAAUUUGUCAUCAAAGUAUGGUCAGGGAAUGCCUUCAGGAUAUAAAUCAUGUAUGCCUUUCUGGGAAGCAUAAGCCGUUUCAUAGGCAUUCUGGUCUCAAAGUUGGCAGGACGCCUACUUAAUUCAGCAUGAAAGUAGGUCUAACGACCUUUUCUAUUCGAAUAGUAGCCUAUGUUUUUUUACGUCAGAAACUCAUCAUCCUUUAAAAUGCCAGUUUAUGGCUAUUUCUGAGUUAAAUGUCGAUUGUACAAGAAUUGGCAAAAAUACGAGAAACUUAGAGGGUUGAACUAAUACCCCGAUCGCAGUAAUGAAAUAAGAUUGAAUGUAAUAGCUAUUACGUUAUUUGGUUUAAGUAAUGAAAUGUGCGUUUAUUACA
This is a messenger RNA of Syzygium oleosum, 2184 nucleotides long. Its product is annotated as BEL1-like homeodomain protein 11. The transcript has 5 exons. Gene Ontology annotation, biological process: regulation of transcription by RNA polymerase II. Bases 401 to 1762 code for a protein of 453 amino acids. Gene Ontology annotation, molecular function: DNA-binding transcription factor activity, RNA polymerase II-specific; RNA polymerase II cis-regulatory region sequence-specific DNA binding. The record is from RefSeq and is a predicted model, not a curated record. NCBI's taxonomy places the organism in Eukaryota, Viridiplantae, Streptophyta, Magnoliopsida, Myrtales, Myrtaceae.